GUAGAUCGGUAAGGUAGAAAACUAAAAAUUUCCAAAUUGUUAAGGUUCUUUUCAACUUUCGAUUACUUCUGUAGUGUACGGUAUUGUUGUACAGUUAUAUUUUUCGGAAUUAUGGCAGACUUAGACGACUUCUUCGCUAAAAAAGACCGAAAAAAGGGCAAGAGUAGUAAAAAAUUUUCGACAACUGAGGAAGUGGCAAAAAAACUAGAGGAUAAUGCUAAAAAAACCGAAAUAAAAAAGAAACCAGACCGUCCAGUCGAUGGAGAGGAACCAAACACACCUGAGGAGCAAGAUGAAUGGAAAGAAUUCGAAGAAGAGAAAAAAGACUACACAGGUCUCAAAAUUGGUAACCUAAGCAUAAAUCAGAAUAAUGAUGGAAGUCAAGGAAAUGGUGAUUCAAAUUCUGAACAACAACAAGGAGAUGAAGGAGAUCAACAGUCGGAGAAGAAGGCUGGUCCUUGGAAGAAAAUUGAAGAGAUAGUGGAAGCUGCACCCCCUCCCCCACCUCCUAAAGUAGAAGAAAAACCCAAAUCUACAAACAGAACAUAUGUUAUUCCAACUUUGCGACAUCAAGUUCAAAGUCGAAACGCUAAACCUGUGAUCAAGGGUGCACCAGAUGUUCAUAAUGAAGAAAUGUUUCCCACACUGUCUAAAACUAAUGACUAUAGAAGGAACAGAAACGAAGGCAGUUUCGAAGUAGUUCAACAUAACAAAUCAAGUUCAUAUAGGCAUUCGGAGCAAUCAAGAGUGAAUUCCUCAGAAGGAGCAAAGUUAACCCUCGGCAAUCGUUGGAAUUCCCUCAGUCAUGAUAGCUAAUGUUUUGUACAGUAUAGGACACAAGCAAUGGCGAACGCAGUUCAGGACUUUAGAUUUAUUGUUUUAUCUUCCUAUUCAAGUACUGUACAGAGUGGUUCUAUAUAAAUUGUGAAUAAACCUAAUGUUAUUCUUAACAUCAAUAUGAAGAACUUGGUCUCCUUGUGAAUCACAUUUCCUUGGUGGAAUAUUAGUAAGGAAAUUUUGCUUUUUAUAUGUAAAAUCUUGAAUGAAAUACAUCGUGUGGUAAUUUA
Messenger RNA from Coccinella septempunctata (seven-spotted ladybird), 1067 nucleotides. RefSeq names its product protein CDV3 homolog. The record is from RefSeq and is a predicted model, not a curated record. Lineage: Eukaryota; Metazoa; Arthropoda; Insecta; Coleoptera; Coccinellidae. The transcript has 3 exons. Gene Ontology annotation, cellular component: cytoplasm. Bases 112 to 816 code for a protein of 234 amino acids.